CCCGGAAGUGCUCGUGACCACCAUUUCCGACCCGAGCAAGAUGGCAGCGACGCGGCGCGUGCGUUGUUGAGUAUCCGGGACGCCGGCCUGCAGGCGCCAUGGUUUUCCUCACCGCGCAGCUCUGGCUGCGGAAUCGCGUCACCGACCGCUACUUUCGGAUCCAAGAGGUGCUGAAGCACGCCAGGCAUUUCCGGGGGAGGAAAAAUCGUUGCUACACGUUGGCGGUCAGAACCGUGAUUCGAGCCUUUGUGAAAUGCACCAAAGCCCGAUACCUGAAGAAAAAGAACAUGAGGACCCUCUGGAUUAAUCGAAUUACAGCUGCUAGCCAGGAACAUGGACUGAAGUAUCCAGUGCUCAUUGGCAAUUUAGUUAAGGUAUGGGUGAGUAUGUGGGCCCCACUGAAAUUCUGGACAUCUGCAGAAACCAUCAUGCAGGACGUGGCGGUGCUUCCUGCAGCCCCAGCUAAUCAGGAGGCUGAGGCCAGAGGAUCCCUGGAGACUGACUUCUGGGCUGUAGUUUGCUAUGCUGAUGGGGUGUCCAUGUUAAGUUUGGUAUCAAUAUGGUGACCUCUUGGGAGCAGGGGACCACCACGUUGCCUAAGGAGGGGUGAACCAGCCCAGGCUGGAAACAGCAGGUCACAAUUCCCAUGUUGAUGAGUGAUGGGAUUGUGCCUAGGAAUAGUGCCAGCAACAGCCUGGGCAACCUAGUGAGACCACUCUACAAAAAUAUAAAAUUUGCUGGGUGUGGUGGUACAGACCUGUAGUGUCAGCUACUAAGGAGUCUGAAGCAGGGGGAUCACUUUGAGCCCUCAGGAGUUUGAAGCUGCAGUGAGCUGUGAUGGUAGCACUGCACUCCAGCGUAGGUGAGAGCAAGACCCCAUCUGACAGAAUAAAGAAAGCCAUGGCUGGGCGGGGUGGCUCACGCCUGUGAUCCCAGCACUUUGGGAGGCUGAGGUGGAUAGGAGAUGGAGACUAGCCUGGCCAACGUGGCGAAACCCUGUCUCUACUAAAAAUACAAAAAUUAGCCAGGCGUGGUGGCGGGCACCUAGAAUUCCAGCUACUCUGCAGGCUGAGGCAGGAGAAUUGCUUGAAUUUGGGAGGUGGAGGCUGCAGUGAGCCGAGAUCACACCACUGCACUCCAGCCUGGGCAACAGAGCAAGACUCCAUCUCUAAAUAAAUAAAUCAAACCCUCCCAUCAGACCUGGCGCAGCCUGGUAGCGGUCCAUGCGGCAGAGGCGAGGGGUGCCACUCCAGCUGCACUGUAGCUGCACUCUGUCUUGGUGUGGGGUUCUGGCAUGACUGGGAGCUUACCACACUGGUUGGCAGCAGAGCAGAAUUGGAAACAGGGCAUGUGUUUCUGGGAUGUAAAUCCUGAUGUUUCCCCAUUAAGAAAAAAGAGGCCGGGCACGGGGGCUCACAACUGUAAUCCCAACACUUUGGAAGGUCGAGGUGGGCAGAUCACGAGGUCAGGAUAUCGAAACCAUCCUGGCUAACAGGUGAAACCCCAUCUCUACUAAAAAUACGAAAAAUUAGCCGGGCAUGGUGGCCGGCGCCUGUAGUCCCAGCUACUCAGGAGGCUGAGGCAGGAGAAUCGCUUGAACUUGGGAGGCGGAGGCUGCAGUGAGCCAGAGGCUGCAGUGAGCCGAGUUCACGCCACUGCACUCCAGCCUGGGCGACAGAGUGAGACUGUCUGAAAAAAAAAAAUUGUGUAGAAAAACUUGACUUUAACUUCAAAAUUUAAUUUAAAAGUUUAAACAGGCCGGGCGCGGUGGCUCACGCCUGUAAUCCCAACACUUUGGGCGGCUGAGGCGGGUGGUUCACAAGGUCAGGAGAUCAAGACCAUCCUGGCUAACACAGUGAAACCCUGUCUCUACUAAAAAUACAAAAAAAUUAGCCAGCUGUGGUGGCAGGCGCCUGUAGUCCCAGCUACUCGGGAGGCUGAGGCAGGAGAAUGGCGUGAACCCGGGAGGCGGAGCUUGCAGUGAGCCGAGAUUGCGCCACUGCACUCCAGCCUGGGUGACAGAGUGAGACUCGUCUCAAAAAAAAAAAAAAAAGUUUAAACAAUGAGGCUGGGUGCGCUGGCUCACACUUGUAAUCCCAGUACGUUGAGAGGCAGAGGCGGGCUGAUCACCUAACGUCAGGAGUUUGACACCAGCCUGGCCAAUGUGGUAAAACCCUGUCUCUACUAAAAAUACAAAAUUAGCCAGGCGUGGUGGUGGCAUGCGCCUAUAAUCCCAGCUACUCGGGAGGCUGAGGCAGGAGAUUGGCUUGAAUCCAGAAGGCAGAAGUUGCAGUGAGCUGAGAUCACACCAGUGUACUCCAGCCUGGGCGACAGUGCGUGACUGUCUCAACAACAACAAAAAGUUUUAAUAAUGAGUGAUUUCUGAUGACAUAGCAGGUGAAAUAGGAACUUACAGAAA
Molecule: messenger RNA, 2419 nt
Organism: Pongo pygmaeus (Bornean orangutan)
Lineage: Eukaryota; Metazoa; Chordata; Mammalia; Primates; Hominidae
Gene: MRPL20
Product: mitochondrial ribosomal protein L20
Exons: 3
Coding region: 99-566 (155 amino acids)
Biological process (GO): translation
Cellular component (GO): ribosome
Molecular function (GO): rRNA binding; structural constituent of ribosome
Source: RefSeq, a predicted model, not a curated record